AUGUUCGGCUUUAACCCAUCGAGCGGAUUGAGCAAAUAUCGCCCGGGCGGCUCUGCUGUGGUGUUGGGCAUGCAAGUGGCCCCCAAUGGGCGAGUACUAUCAGUGGUGACACUUGGAGGGCGAGAGACACAGUUUUAUGCAGCAGGCUAUCAGCAACAACAGGCUCCCAUGUACCGUUUGAGGAAUGCAGCUUCGAUGCUGGGGACGACACUCAGGGCGGCCAACCCUCGACGAUCGGGCUCGGAGUUGGACUCUACUGAUGAGAGAUCGAUGACAUUCACUGGAUUGCAUGCUUGGUCGGGGGACUCUACCAGGGUCUUCCUACAGCUAUCAACUCCCCAUCUAGUGGCAGUCUUCCAUGUGAAGUUCGGUGAUGAGGCCGACUCUAAACGCGGUGACUAUGAUAAUGAUGAAGCUGAUACGGACUAUGAUGAUGAAGGAGGGACUAAGCGGCAUGUGAGGUGA
Messenger RNA from Perkinsus marinus ATCC 50983, 465 nucleotides. RefSeq lists its product as hypothetical. The record is from RefSeq and is a predicted model, not a curated record. Bases 1 to 465 code for a protein of 154 amino acids. Lineage: Eukaryota; Perkinsozoa; Perkinsida; Perkinsidae. The transcript has 3 exons.